This is a messenger RNA of Capsaspora owczarzaki ATCC 30864, 1440 nucleotides long. RefSeq names its product cop9 complex subunit. The record is from RefSeq and is a predicted model, not a curated record. Lineage: Eukaryota; Filasterea; Ministeriida; Capsasporidae. Gene Ontology annotation, cellular component: COP9 signalosome; cytosol. The transcript has 8 exons. The coding region runs from base 73 to 1305 and encodes 410 amino acids.
CCUUUCUCUUGAUUUUGCCGUCGCUCACUCACUCACUCACUCAAACACUCACUCAAGCACAAAAACCCAACCAUGUCGAGCUCGCUUCGAACCGCACUGGCAACAAUCACGCAAGGCGGCGCUGCUGCAGCCAGCCUGGGCAAGGACAAGGCGGCGCAGUACAAGGGGUUGGUUGACCAAGCGUUCCAGCAAGCGGACGGCGCCCAGCUUCACGCCGACCUGUCCCUCCUGAUCGAGACGAUCACCGACGAUGCAGUGCCGAACGCGCUUUCCCGCCAACUCGUCACCGACAUUAUCAGCGGCCUCGUCGCCCUGGCUGACGGCCCAGCGGAGGCGGGCGGUGCAGCUGCAUCGUUGCGGCUGUCGCUCCACUUGCUCGACCGUCUCCAGCCUCGCUUGGUCUCCUUUGAGAACCAAGUCACCAACCUUCGCCAACACUUGGCCAGCCUCUACGAGCAACAAGAGUCCUGGGGCGAGGCGGCUUCGAUGCUGAUUGGCAUUCCCAUCGAAUCGAGCCAACGAGUCGUCUCGCCCGAGUUCAAGCUCGGCAUCUACCUCCGCAUCGCGCAGCUGUACCUGGAAGAUGACAACCCGGUUCAGGCCGAAGCGUUUGUCAACCGCGCUGCAAACCAUCUGUCGACCCGCGAUCAACUGCUGCAGCUCAAGUACAAGGUCUGCUAUGCUCGUAUCCUUGACAGCAAACGCAAGUUUAUCGAAGCCGCACAGCGCUACUACGAGCUCUCGUACUUUGUCAACGACGCCGAGCGCCUCUUCUCCCUGACCUGCGCUGUCAACUGCGUCGUCCUCGCCUCUGCUGGCCAACUGCGCUCCCGCAUGCUUGCCACCCUCUACAAAGAUGAGCGCUGCCAAAAAUUGCCCGUCUAUGAUAUUCUUCAAAAAAUGUACAUGGACUGGAUUAUCAAACGGCAUCAAGUUCAGGCUUUCGCAGAGACACUCCAGCCCCAUCACUUGGCCAAACUUGCUGACGGAACCUCAAUCCUCGACCGCGCCGUCAUCGAGCACAAUCUGCUUGCGGCCAGCAAACUUUACGACAACAUUACCUUUUCAGAGCUCGGCUCUCUGCUUGAGAUCCCACCAGCACGGGCGGAGAAGGUCGCUGCUCAAAUGAUUGCCGAAGGACGCAUGAAGGGUGCCAUUGAUCAGAUUGAUCAGUUGAUCCACUUCCAAGCAGACAAUCAAGCCAUCCAAAACUUCAACUCUCAAAUCGAGGAUACCUGCGUUCAAGUGAAUGGCAUCAUUGAGACCAUUGCCGCCAAGUACCCCGCGUUCACGCAACACCUUUAACGCUCGCGUGCCUUUUUAUCAGUUGUGUGCUCCUCGCACCUGCUGUGUGUGUGUAUGUGUGUUGAUUGAACGACAAGUUGAUGUGUGUCAAGCUUGCGCAACAUUCCAAAUGAUACCGUUUAUUUCUCAACGCUC